AUGGGGAAUUCUCAAGGCAAGCCAGUGGUCUUGACUGACGAGGUGAAUCUCAACCACUUCCGUCUCCUCAGAGUGGUUGGCAAGGGAGCUUUUGGCAAGGUUCGCAUUGUUGAACGCAAGGACUCCGGUUUGACAUUUGCGCUCAAGUAUAUUCGCAAAGAUGAGGUGGUUCGAUCCGAAAGCGUGCGGAACAUCAUCCGGGAGCGUCGGAUGUUGGAGCAUCUCAACCACCCCUUUCUAUGCAAUCUGCGUUACAGCUUUCAAGAUGUCGAGUACCUCUACCUGGUCGUCGAUUUGAUGAAUGGUGGCGAUCUCCGCUUUCAUAUCCAACGCAAGGCCUUCACCGAGGAUGCUGUUCGGUUCUGGAUGGCCCAACUUGCAUGUGCUUUGAGAUACAUUCACAGCCAAGGCAUUGUGCACCGAGAUCUCAAGCCGGAUAAUGUAUUGCUAGAUUCCGACGGACAUGUACAUUUGGCCGAUUUCAAUGUCGCCUCGGAUUUCAAGCCAGGAAAGCCGCUCACAAGUAAAUCGGGAACAUUGGCAUACCUUGCACCAGAAGUGUUUAGAGGAUCGGGAUAUUACAGCGAAGUGGACUGGUGGUCACUGGGUGUUACGUUCUUUGAGUGUAUCUAUGGCAAACGACCGUUCGAAGGCAAGACCCACGAAGAAUUGGCCGAUGCUAUUGGGGCUGCCAACCCGCAUUAUUUCAUCACUAAACCACCCGUUUCGAUGCCCUGUCUACACGCAAUGACAUCUCUCAUCGAGAAGGACCGGCGGAAACGAAUCGGGGCAACUGGAUUCGAUACAUUUACCUCUCAUGCCUUCUUCCAACCCAUCAAUUUUGAGGCGCUGGAAAGAAAACAAAUCCCUCCCAUCUUUAUCCCAUCAAGCGAAAAGACGAAUUUCGAUGCCACUUAUGAUCUUGAGGAACUCCUUCUGGAAGAGGCACCGCUCGAGGCACGUGCGAGGAAGCAGAAGCCGAGGGCAGAGUUGCGGAAUGACGCAACAACAAAAGAAAUCAGAGAAGACGAAUUGCAUCGGAUGAUCGAGACCAUGUUCGAGCCAUUUGAUUAUACGCUUGCCACCUACGAUGUGAGUGCUGCGGCCGCAGUAGAGGGAACGGUCCCGGACGAAGAGCCUCAAUUGCACACGACACAGAACGAGUCGCAAUCGGAUGCCACGUCCCCUGAAGGGUCGCCACCACUUUCGCCGUCGCUCGCUCCACUGCCGCCACCACAAAGCCCGGCGGAGCAGUAUGCCGCACCAGAAGAAUUUCAUACGCCGGCAGGGCACGCGCAACAAGGUAACCGACCGAUGUCUUCUUCCAAGUCGUUUAGCCGUCCGAUUCCACCACAAAGACCAAUGGCAGCAACACGACAAUUGAGCAAAGGUGGAGGAGUGCAGAUGGUGUUGGAUGAACACGGAAGUUGGUCGAAUCUGGCCGAUCAAACACCGACGGUGGCACCGGAAAGUGGGGAUGUCAGUGGGAAGUAUGACAGGGGAAGUGGCAGCAUGCUUGGAUUCCUGAGUCGGAAGAAGGGCAGAGACCGAAGUCCGAAGCCGAAAGAGGCGGGUGUCCUAGGCAAGCUCGGAGCAAGGCACAUCCUCAGCUGA
Exophiala aquamarina CBS 119918 is the source of this 1614-nucleotide messenger RNA. RefSeq names its product AGC/YANK protein kinase. Gene Ontology annotation, molecular function: protein serine/threonine kinase activity; ATP binding. The coding region runs from base 1 to 1614 and encodes 537 amino acids. The transcript has 4 exons. The record is from RefSeq and is a predicted model, not a curated record. Lineage: Eukaryota; Fungi; Ascomycota; Eurotiomycetes; Chaetothyriales; Herpotrichiellaceae. Gene Ontology annotation, biological process: intracellular signal transduction; peptidyl-serine phosphorylation.